This is a messenger RNA of Diachasma alloeum, 5377 nucleotides long. It is a transcript of the gene RhoGEF3, whose product is annotated as rho guanine nucleotide exchange factor 9. The transcript has 12 exons. The record is from RefSeq and is a predicted model, not a curated record. Gene Ontology annotation, molecular function: protein binding; guanyl-nucleotide exchange factor activity. The coding region runs from base 95 to 2995 and encodes 966 amino acids. Lineage: Eukaryota; Metazoa; Arthropoda; Insecta; Hymenoptera; Braconidae. Gene Ontology annotation, biological process: intracellular signal transduction. Gene Ontology annotation, cellular component: cytoplasm.
UUAAAUUUAAUGGUUUAAGUGCGGGGCAUUCUGAGAUGUUUAUUCGCGAUCUUCAGAUUUUUGUGUUAAUUGUAUUCUUCGAUGAAAUGGCAAUAUGAAGCGCAGGGCUGAGGCAGUGCUCGAGAGGAUUCAUCUGAAGAGCAUUAAAAUUAGAGAACAAUUAUGGCCUUCACCUGGACACCAAUCAAUCCCUCGAAAUAUGGAGAGACGACGUGCUACGGAGAUUAGUCGCACUCAGCGACGUAUCAAGGCCUCCAGUACGCCAACACUACUCGAUCACGAUGAAAGUCAUCAGUGGUCCAUAGACGACGGCCAUCAGUCCCACGAAGAAACGUCAAGAAGACGAGACUUGGGCACUGAGCAUCCCCUGGUCGAGGCGACAAUCCCCUUAGUUCGACAUCCGAGACUUCAGGAUGCCACUGGUUCCUCAAAUUCCCAGAGUACGGAAACCCCGUCUUAUCGUUCUCGUGACAAUUCCCAGCAGGAGAGCGUUCUCCAGAAGUUUCGUAAAAGUUUUUCCCUUCGUUUUCACAAACGAGGGAGUAAGGAGGGGAGCACCGAGGGCGAUGGCCAGUCAAUCGCACAACUACCACCGGCUCUACCUCCAGAUGAUGAGGCCGACUCUGCUGCAUUGCGGGGUCUGAGCAUUGAACAAGAGCGGGAGAACGAUCCGCCGGAGUAUCAGCAGGCACAGCAGAAGGAGGAGUUCGGAGGGGAUCAGAAAUUUCGAUUCGGACCCCUCGUCUGGCGUUCCAGCAAGGAACGAAAGAAACAUAACAAGGCAGCACGCAAUGCCAAAUGCAACAGCGGAGACAGUGGUAUUCAAAUUGAGAUGGUAUCUGGCGGAGCGUCGACUGGGGGCUGCGGAGGCGGAACGAACAUUGGCGAUAGUUCAGAGUCGCACGACACCGAUCCGCCGGACGAGACCGACAGUCCGCCGGCAUUGCGGCGUCGAGUCAAUGAAAAAUAUCGACCCCAGUCAGAGCUCAUCAACCAGAUACUCAUCGAUAAGUUGAAGGCGGACUUGCAGCAGAGUCGCAGCACUCGUCACUACAACGUGCGUAGAACGAACAGUGAUCUAGGGGGUCAGAGACUUCUCCAGUGGGACACACGCGGCUACGGUAGUGCCCUUCAGUACAGGAGAAUGCUGUCAACCCCGUCUCCCAUAAAGACGCGACCACCUAGGCUCAGCCCGAGACAUUCCUCCCACGACAUCGUUACGCUCAGAAGUAACGCAAAAGGGAGAAACUCUCGAACGAAUCUGAGACGUUCGCUGAGUCAACCACUGGGAAUAAAUCAACUGUCACCACUAAUGCGCACCAAAACUGCAGGUGCGAGAUUUCCUGGUGGUAAUGUCCUCUCGGAGGACGAACACGACCUGAGAUGUGGAGGAAGCGGUGGUAUUGGUAUUGGAACGUCUGAUGAUGAAAUGAUGUCGGACUCGGAGUCAUCGAUCGCUUCGCUGACAGAGAGGAAGAAGUCUUUUGAGCAGGCUAUGGACGAGGAAAUAGCCAUACUUGCUGAGGCUGUCUGGGAUCACGUGGCUAUUGAACCUGAGGAGCUUGCGUUCCGGGCUGGGGAUCUUAUUGAUGUGCUUGACACACUUGAUAAGGACUGGUGGUGGGGCAGUUGCCGGGGCGAACACGGAUGGUUUCCUGCCGCAUUCGUUAGGUUAAGAGUCAGCCAAGACGAAACAGUGGAGGAUCGUCUGGCAGCAAUGGUAUCAGGAGCUGAUUCAACCCAAUCCCGCAGACGUACAAGCAUCUCAUUGCUCUCGAACGAGCAGGUGAGGAGUAGUGUUGUUCGUGAACUAGUCCAAACUGAAAGGGAUUUCGUGAAAGUCCUGAGGGACGUGGCGGAGGGGUACGUUGCAGAGUGUCGCAGGCGCGUGGACAUGUUCACCGAGGAUCAGAUCGACACGAUAUUCAUAAAUAUUGAGGAUCUGCUGGAGUUUCAGUCCGAGUUUUUGAAGGAUCUGGAGGCACGCAUCGACUGGAGUGCACCGCACAAAAGCUGUGUAGCUGAGUGUUUUCUUAUUCAUAGAAACGGUUUUCGAAUGUACUCGGAAUACUGCAACAGUCAUCCAAUGGCAAUGGUAACUCUGCAGGAGCUCUACCGUCACAACCGUUACAGCAAAUUUUUCGAAGCCUGUCGACUGAUGCGUGGCCUCAUAGAAAUUCCCCUGGACGGUUAUCUACUGACACCCGUCCAGAGGAUCUGCAAGUAUCCCCUGCAGCUAGCUGAACUCCUCAAGUACACAAAAACCGAGCAUCCCGAUUAUCACAAGAUACGAGAGGCUCUCGAUGCUAUGCGAGCAGUCGCCGUACUGAUAAACGAGAGGAAAAGACGUAUGGAGAGUCUGGAGAAACUAGCCGCUUGGCAACUCCGACUCGAGGGAUGGGAGGGCGAAGACCUUAUCGAGGUGUCUUCACAAUUGAUCUACCAGGGUGAUGCUGUAAGAGUUACAACUGGAAUGUGGACAAACAACAUAACUCUUUUCUUGUUUGACCACCAGCUGGUUUAUUGCAAAAAGGAUAUUUUGAAGAGGGAUACUUAUAUCUACAAGGGACGUAUUUAUCUGGAUACUAGUGAGGUCAUUGAUGUUCCUGAUGGCAAAGAUCACCAGCUUGGCGUCACAGUGAGACACUGCCUGAAAGUCUACAGCUGUGUCCGAGACAAGUGGCUGCUCUUCUGCUGCCGAUCAGCCGAGGAAAAGCGUAAAUGGCUAGCAGCAAUGGCAGAAGAGCGUCGACUAGUCGAGCAAGAUCGCAACGAGGGUCUCGAAUUUCCAGCAGCAGCUCGACAACUGGCGCGCCUAGCAGCAACCAGACAACAGCGCUGCAGACCCCCAAUGAAGCCCAGAAAUAAAACGUACAAGCACGAGGCCUACGAGAUGCCAGUGUUCCAAUCGAAUUCAUCAAAUUCACUAGGCCGUAAAGUUGGCACUUGGUUCACAUUUGGCAAUAAAAAAGGCACGAGAAUGCGGCCCUCCUGAGCCAGGCCCACCUUCGUGCCAUACAUUGACUUGUGAUUGGAUUAUUAAGCAUUAAUUAAUCGUCUGGGGCACGAGGGUCAUGAUUAUCUCAAUAUAAACCCUAGGGAAUUCCAAACUACGUCGAAUUUAAUGAGUAUUGUUGCCAGAUGCAGCACAUUGUAGACGUGUGAGCACAAUUGUUGUUGAUUAUAAAUAGUCAUUGAAUUAAUUAUAGUCUGAUAACUACUCUAAUGCAACGACAUCAACCAACGCCAAAGCCGCUUGUGAAAACAUUUCCAGGAGUUUGUAGAAUCUCUAGGUGAUUCGAUGAUUUUAGUCGAGAAAAAUUUGUGACAAUAGAGACAUUGAGGCGGUACAGAUCUUCAUUAGGUAGAUAUUUUAGUAGUGAAGCAAAAUGUAAAGGUAAUACAUUGAUGGUUGUACUUAAUAUAACAUAAUCAGUUUAAUGGAAAUGUAACGUCAACGAAAUGCAAAUUUGUUUUAUGAGAAAACUUCCGAGAUCAUCUUUCAAAGACUGAGGGCAAAGUUGAAGGGAACUACAUGAUAGGAAUUUUAUGUGGGGAGAUAUUCCAUCCUAACUAUCGACUGCCUGUUACUUCUGCGCAAUAAUACAGCACCGAAUAUUAUUAUGAGGAGUGGAGAGUCACCCGAACGCUCUAUCAGUCACAGCACAAAAUGCUUUAGCUGUAGUGAUGGGACACUAUGAUUUCCUUGGGCGUAAUUUGGGAAGAAGGGGUUCAAUGGAAAAUUUAGAUGAUUCUGUGAGGAUUCCUGCGGAUAUUCAGUGGAGUUUUCAGGUGAAGUCAAUGAAUUUGUUCGUACACAGAAGUUUUUGCUAUGAAAUUGACGAUUUUUGAGUGAAAGUCAAUCAGCCACUGCCAGUUUUAAAGAAUCAUUAGGAUGAAUUGGGGAGGAGAGGGGGAGGAAUGAUAAAUUAUAGCGGUAGGGAGGGUCUAUUCAGUAGGGGCAUAUUAUUUAAAAGGCACAUUAUAUUUUCUAUAGAGGUUGUGAACGACUGUUUAAAGAUAUCGUGGUUAAUCGAGCAUUUUGGAUAAUCCUACAUAGACACGCACAUCUUUUUACGAGAAAUAUAAAGGGUAUUAUAGUUUGACGUAAAUGAUUAGGUGAAUGCUUACUUCACUCAGGUGGUAACAGAAUAACAGAGAAGGGUAUGGGGAGCAUUGAUAUUUCUCGAAUUAUUCUUCAGCAACUGUAAAAAUAAUGAGAAAAACGUACUAGUAGAUUAAAGAGACGACAAUAUAAUUGAUUGAGUAGUGAAUUUCUUUCUUAUUAAGUAAGAAAUGUAUAAAUAGGUUUUAAUGUUGGGGAUCAGGAGUUGGAGGCUAAUUACGUACAAUAUUUGUUGCUGAACACAACUCUUUUCAGAGUUAUUUUUAUAGAUGAAAUUGUUGUAUUGGAUGUGGGGGAUUGACAUCUUCCGAGGAUUAUGGGGAGGUGUAUUUAUUGGCGUAGGUGGGGGAUUGAGUGGAAGUUUUUUAUUGGCGAAUGUGAAAAGUGAAUUGAAAAUAUCAGACUCGUGGUUUUUCGUUUUUAUGACUGAUGGAAAAUUAAUGAGUCUGAAACUUAUUCAUUUCUCAUUAUUCCUCGAAAUUGAAUGUCACAUGUCUGAUAUUUUUUGUCCAGUCUUCAUAUUCCAUUUUAUCCAAUAAAAUAAUUUCACGUAAUAACCCGAUGCAGAGGAUUUCCUCCUCAGAAUGAGAAUUAUUUAUUCUGGGAGAUAUUGAUAAUGCCGGUAAUAAUUAUUAUAUCGAUAAAGAGAUGAGUGGAUGACACUAGAAUUGUUGUGAAGUUAAAAAUUCACGGGGAGUCCAAACCAUAUCUUAUUUGGAAACCAGAAUUCAAGAGGUGAAUUACAAUGAAUGACACAAAAAAAUGAAUAAAAAAUUGAAAAUGGAGAAAAAAAUAUCACCAAUUGAUUUUGACAUGACCUAAUCAGUUAUCCCUGAAAUGCACACGUGCAGUUCUGUGUAAAUAUUGGUUAAAUGUAUUGGAUAGUUGUAAAUAAGAGUAGUAAUUCGUAGAAUUGAAAUAGAUACAUUCGACCAGCCUAUCUAAUGUGAGUGUGAGAGCACCUUACUCAUUAUUAGAAACUAAACAGGACUUUUCCUUCGACUGUUUCGUUCCAUAUGUUGUUGAGACAAAGUUAUCGGUUGUCCGGAAUUAUUUAUGUAUACAUGUGGAAUGGAGAAUUUGUUCGAUUGUUUGCCCUUACGAUGUACAGUUUAAUCAUUUGAAUAUGGCAUUAUUAUUGUUAAAAGAUAAUUGUUUUCAUAUUGGAGAGGAAAAUAUAUAGUAUAUAUUUACACACAGACACACAUGAUAUAUACUGAGUUACAUAUGUGUAAAUAAACAUUUUAUAAU